AUGGCAAAAAUUGCAGAAAAAGCUGGGAACGACUUAAGACAAGACGGUUAUACCAACAAGGCAGGGCCAUCCGGCAUCAGAAGAGGGGGGGGGCACACCUCUCAGCGCCAGCAUGGUACCUCCAAAACUGCAUACAAUGCUCGUACUCCAUAUAAAGCGACUAGCUACCGCCCGUCUUUAAACAGGCAACGCCCGCCUCGCCAGUCAGGGAGGGACUCGGGGCCGAGGAAAGGGCAAACCUCCAAGCAAAGUCGCCCCCCAGGUUCAACCCACCCUCUGGCCAACAGAUUAACAUUAGUGGCCGCGAAAUUAUCCGGCAGGGGUUUCAACUGAGAGGAAUAUCGGAUGAGGCGGUAGAGACCAUAAUCGAUUCAAUAUCGACAGCUACGAUCAGCCAGUAUGCGUGUACUUACCGUCUAUGGUAUAAGUACUGUGAAGAGAAGCAGAUACCAGUAUUUCAGGCAAACGUCCUGCAGGUAAUAGAA
This is a messenger RNA of Acanthoscelides obtectus, 485 nucleotides long. The record is from the annotation of a GenBank genome assembly. Lineage: Eukaryota; Metazoa; Arthropoda; Insecta; Coleoptera; Chrysomelidae.